ACUUCUUAGAUUGUCACAGCCCCACCACAGGACUUCACCAGUUCUCCCUUUCCCCCGAUGCCCAAGAUCUUAUCCCUCGCCCCCCAUUCCGGUACCAAGCGACCUCCCUUUCUCUCUUCUCCCCGCUGCCCCUUCGCCCCAACAAAAGGGCAGAAGGCUGCGCUCUUAGAUAGACCUGGAUACUAUCUUUAUUACUCUUCCCAUCCGCAAUCCCUUCUCAAUCCCGCUCCCUCGGACGCCGUCUGGCGCCUUGUCUUGAGCUUCCUUCGGGCCAAAGACUCUUGAGCUUCCUCCCUUCUCUCUCUGAGCUCCCAAAGCCCCAAGGAUUUGUUGUUGUAUGGUUCUGGUUGUCGAGCCGGGAGAAGGGAACGAGAGGUCUCUAACCCGGGGAGCUGUUACAAAAGAGAUAACAAAAUAAAGCAACCAUGCAAAAGGAUAAUAGCUCCAAUGAAGCUCCAUCAAUUCACCUGGGUCGAGUUCGGCAUCGCAAACGCUCGAGUGAGGUUUCUCAAGAUGCAAAUAAAACCAAUGGGGCAAAUUUGCUUGUUAAUGACCGCAACAAAUACAAAUCAAUGCUUAUUCGCACGUAUUCAUCAUUGUGGAUGAUUGGGGGUUUCAUAUUUAUAAUCUACAUGGGCCAUCUAUAUAUUUGGGCCAUGAUUGUUGUCAUCCAAAUCUUUAUGGCAAGGGAGCUGUUUAAUCUACUUAGGAAAGCUAAUGAAGACAGACAGCUUCCAGGAUUCAGGCUUUUAAAUUGGCAUUUUUUCUUCACCGCAAUGUUGUUUACUUAUGGACGCUUUCUCAGCAGACAGCUUGUCAAUACUGUAACUUCAGAUAAAUUGCUAUAUCAGAUUGUGAGCUGGGUUAUCAAAUACCAGAUGGUUAUCUGUUAUUUCCUAUACAUCGCAGGUUUUGUCUGGUUUAUUCUUACACUAAAGAAGAAGAUGUACAAGUAUCAGUUUAGCCAGUAUGCAUGGACUCACAUGAUCCUUCUAAUAGUUUUUGUACAGUCCUCCUUCACUGUGGCAAAUAUAUUUGAAGGAAUAUUCUGGUUUCUUUUGCCAGCUUCACUUAUUGUCAUCAAUGAUAUUGCUGCAUAUUUUUUUGGUUUCUUUUUUGGGAGAACACCUUUGAUCAAACUGUCUCCAAAGAAAACUUGGGAAGGUUUUAUCGGGGCACUAGUUACAACUCUGUUCUCUGCUUUUGUGCUAGCGAAUCUAAUGGGCCGCUUCCAGUGGCUAACAUGCCCAAGAAAGGACUUGUCUACGGGAUGGCUUCACUGUGAUCCUGGUCCAAUGUUUAAACCAGAAUAUUAUCCUUUACCAGGAUGGGUGCCUCACUGGUUUCCGUGGAAAGAGGUGCCAAUUCUGCCUGUGCAGUGGCAUGCUCUCGCUCUUGGUCUAUUUGCAUCAAUAAUAGCACCAUUUGGAGGAUUUUUUGCGAGUGGUUUCAAAAGAGCGUUUAAGUUUAAGGACUUUGGUGAUAGCAUCCCUGGACAUGGUGGAAUUACUGAUAGAAUGGAUUGCCAAAUGGUUAUGGCAGUUUUUGCAUACAUAUACCAUCAAUCUUUUGUCAUGCCUCAGAGCUUUUCGGUUGAAAUGAUUCUAGACCAGAUACUGAGGAACCUUACCUUUGAGGAGCAGCAAAUUCUGUACGAGCAACUGGGGAAGAUCUUUCAAGACAGACAAUCUAUGCUCGCCUAAAACCAUCGGAUGCAAUUCAUUACUUGCAGCGCUUGUAAUUCGAUAUGCUUUAGAUAUUUUAUCCAUCAUAUGGUCUUAAAUGCUUUGUAUAGCCCCGUAAACCAUGUCAAUAUGUUUUUUUUUUUCAUUUCAGAAGUCUUGUAUAGUCUUGGAAUUAUCCUGUGCUUCGCAUGCUAUUCACAUUACUCUUUGGUAUCGCAUCCAGUGUGCUUAUCAGGAGAAAAAGAACAUACAUUUGAAACAUUUGCAUGAGAAUCACUAAUUGGAAGAGGCUAUGUUACUU
This is a messenger RNA of Elaeis guineensis (African oil palm), 1986 nucleotides long. RefSeq names its product phosphatidate cytidylyltransferase 1. Gene Ontology annotation, cellular component: endoplasmic reticulum membrane. The record is from RefSeq and is a predicted model, not a curated record. Lineage: Eukaryota; Viridiplantae; Streptophyta; Magnoliopsida; Arecales; Arecaceae. Gene Ontology annotation, molecular function: phosphatidate cytidylyltransferase activity.